Molecule: messenger RNA, 870 nt
Organism: Polypterus senegalus (gray bichir)
Lineage: Eukaryota; Metazoa; Chordata; Cladistia; Polypteriformes; Polypteridae
Product: serine/threonine-protein kinase pim-2-like
Exons: 5
Coding region: 1-870 (289 amino acids)
Biological process (GO): negative regulation of apoptotic process; protein autophosphorylation; regulation of mitotic cell cycle
Cellular component (GO): cytoplasm
Molecular function (GO): ATP binding; protein serine/threonine kinase activity
Source: RefSeq, a predicted model, not a curated record
AUGCCUCUACCCGGCGUCGUCGUUGCGGCUGCACGGGGCGGCGGGGCGGCGGAAGAAGCCGCCGGCGACAGCGGAUUCGAAGACGGGAUUCGGGAGGUAUUACAGAACCUGACGAGUGUGCUCAAGACGCUGGAGGAGACUACGGACGCGCCCCUGAGAGCCGUACUGGGGUGGUUAACGCGGCGCGACGUGGGAUUCUCCAGUAAGUCUGAUGCGUCGGUACAGUGUAUGCCACAGGAAAUUCCAGAAGAAGUGUCUUUGAUGCAGCUUGUUUGUGCUGAACCUACAAAUCCUGGUAUAAUCCAGCUCCUCGACUGGUAUCAUGGACCUCGGGAAAUUGUUAUAGUGAUGGAACUAAUGGAGUCUUCCGUGGAUCUCUCUCAGUUUGUGAAAAUGCAACGGAGUCCGCUCAGUGAGACUCAAGUGAGGAACAUCUUUCGUCAGAUUGUUAAAGCUGUACAACAUUGUCAUUCCCGAGGAGUCUUUCAUCGGGACAUCAAACCAAAAAAUAUCCUUAUUCAGAUUUCUACUGAACAGAUAAAACUAAUUGAUUUUGGGUCAGGUACUCUGCUACACAAUCAAGAAUACAUAAGAUUUUGUGGCACCUGGCUUUAUGCACCUCCAGAAUGUGUUGCACGUAAGAGUUAUGCUGCAGUUCCUACUACAGUAUGGUCCCUGGGGGUCACACUUUAUAUGAUUCUUUGUGGCCACCUUCCAUUUAAGACGUCAGAUGAAAUCAUCAAGUACAGGUUUAAUAUAACGCGUGAUCUCUCGGAAGAAUGCGAAGAUCUAAUCAGACAGUGUCUCAGCUUUUCACCCAAAUGGCGCCCCACCUUGGAAGACAUCCUAGUGCAUCAAUGGCUUUGUUGA